This is a messenger RNA of Rosa rugosa (rugosa rose), 639 nucleotides long. RefSeq lists its product as uncharacterized. The record is from RefSeq and is a predicted model, not a curated record. Bases 1 to 639 code for a protein of 212 amino acids. Lineage: Eukaryota; Viridiplantae; Streptophyta; Magnoliopsida; Rosales; Rosaceae. The transcript is spliced from 6 exons. Gene Ontology annotation, molecular function: GTPase activity.
AUGGAAACAAUAUCAGCUCUGUCGAGGUUGAUAUUGUGGACUUCAAUGGUUGAUUUACUUGCCGAGGGGACUGAUUUUAAUUGUAUUGGUGAUUGGGUUGUGGAGGCCACCGUAAAGAAGAAGCUUAAUGUUAUGAGUGUUCAUCUGACGAGUUCAAAGUCUUUGGUUGGAGUAGCUGGAGUUGCAUUACAGAUUCAAAAGAAGAAGAAGGGACGGGACGUGGAUGUUAUGGUGAGCUUCUUGGUGGGAAUUCUGGAAGUUUACUUAGUACUUAGAGUCAAAGAAGAGAUAGAUCAAAUGAUCAAGUGCUUUAAUUGUCAUGAAUAUGAUCACUACAAGAAUGAAUGCAGCUUGAGAAGGUCGGAAAACAAGCAGUUUCAUGCCAAGUUUGCAGAGGACAACAAUGACAGUGAAGAGACUUUGUUGAUGGCUUUCAGUGCUAUGAGUAAUGAUGAACAGAUCACAUGGUACCAGGACACAGGUUGUAGCAAUCAUAUGUCCGGUCGCAAGAAGUUGUUUGUUGAGCUAAAUGAGUCAAUACGGUCAGAGAUUACUUUUGGGAAUGCUGCAAGAAUGCCAGUUAAAGGAAACGCCAAGAUUUCUAUCCAGCUGAAGAAUGGGAUGUACAACACCAUAUAA